Westerdykella ornata is the source of this 744-nucleotide messenger RNA. Its product is annotated as glycoside hydrolase. The transcript is spliced from 3 exons. Bases 1 to 744 code for a protein of 247 amino acids. The record is from RefSeq and is a predicted model, not a curated record. NCBI's taxonomy places the organism in Eukaryota, Fungi, Ascomycota, Dothideomycetes, Pleosporales, Sporormiaceae.
AUGCGUUCCUCCACCCUCCUUGUUGCACUUACCUCUGCGGCUAUUCCCGCCGUCCAGGCUCACGGCCAUGUCAGCGGCGUCACUGUCAACGGAAAGUGGACUCCUGGAUCGGAUCCCUCGUGGUACUACCUCCCCGCCGAUCAGAGGAAAGACAGCGCCGGUUGGAAUGCCUUGAACCAGGAUAACGGCUUUGUCGAGCCUAACUCCAUGGGCACCGCGGACGUCAACUGCCACAAGGCCGCCACUCCUGGCAAGCUGUACAUUGAUGCCAACGCUGGUGAUGCCGUCACGUUCUACUGGAACACCUGGCCUGAUACCCACAAGGGCCCCAUCAUCAACUACAUCGCCCCCUGUGAUGGUGACUGCACCACCAAAUCCCCCUCCUCCCUCCGCUGGUCCAAGAUCUCCCAAGGGGCCUACAACGGCAAGACCUGGGUCACCGACGACCUCGUGAAGAACAACUUCACCUCUACGGCCACCAUCCCCCGUAACCUCAAGGCCGGCAACUACGUCAUCCGCCACGAGAUCAUUGCUCUGCACUCCGCCCAGAGCCCCAACGGCGCCCAGCUGUAUCCUCAGUGCUUGAACCUCAGGGUCGGUGGAAGCGGGUCUGUCGCACCCACGAGCGGUGUUCCGGGCACGAGCCUGUACAAGAAGGAUGAGGCCGGUAUCGUCUUCAAUCUUUACACGAGCUUCACGACCUAUCCUAUUCCGGGACCGGCGCUGUGGACUGCAGCGAACUAA